AUGAUGGCCGUGCCGCAUCAGCCAAUCGUCGUGGACCGCGAGAAGACAUGUCCGCUGCUGCUACGAGUAUUUCACAAGCACGGGGGGCAUCACGAUUUGGAAGCAUUCGCAACGAGAGGGCAGGAGCCCAAGGAGGAGGUGCAGAUGUACACGUGGAAGGACGCCACCCUGAGAGAACUGACAGAUCUGUUGAAGGAGGUGGUGCCGGAGGCCCGUCGUAGGGAAGCGCGGCUAUCUUUUGCAUUCGUGUACCCAAAUAGACAGGGGAGGAACGUGAUGAAACAGGCCGGUAUCACCAACUCAAUUACUCGCAGACCAACACCCGAUGACAACAGGACGUUGCACGAGCUGGGGUUUCAGCUGUUCCCUACAUGCAACAAACGGUACUUAGAUGGGGAUUUACUCAACAUUGCAAUCUCCCUCCUGAAACAAAGCAUGUCCCUUUCUUUCCCUCCCCCUCCUUUCGCUCCCUUCCUUUCCUCCCCCUCUCCCAUUUCCCGCUCGGUCCCUCCUCCCGUCCCCAUGCCCCCACCAAACAGACUGGUGACUUCCUAG
Closterium sp. Naga37s-1 is the source of this 555-nucleotide messenger RNA. Lineage: Eukaryota; Viridiplantae; Streptophyta; Zygnematophyceae; Desmidiales; Closteriaceae. The record is from the annotation of a GenBank genome assembly.